GUCUAUGCGCUGCAGACAGACCAUGGCCCUGAGAGCAUGCGGCUUGAUCAUCUUCCAAAGAUGCCUCACUCCCAAGGUGGAUAACGGUGCGAUUGAGUUUCUUCUGCUGCAGGCAUCGGAUGGCAUUCAUCACUGGACUCCUCCCAAAGGCCAUGUGGAUCCAGGAGAGAAUGACCUGGAAACAGCCCUAAGAAAGACUCAAGAGGAAACAGGCCUAGGAGCAAGGCAGCUGACCAUCAUUGAGGGGUUCAGAAAGGAGCUCAAUUAUGUGGCCAGGGGGAAGCCCAAAACAGUCAUUUACUGGCUGGCGGAAGUGAAGGACUACAAUGCGGAGAUCUGCCUCUCCCAGGAACACCAAGCCUACCGCUGGCUGGGGCUGGAUGCGGCCUGCCACUUGGCCGAGUUCCAGGAGAUGAAGGCGGCCCUCUGGGAAGGACACCAGUUCCUCUGCUCCACAGCGACCUGAAGCCAACAGAGCAGAAGUCCUCUGCUUUGCUAGGGUCUUCUAUCCUCAGGCCCCCUGAAG
Molecule: messenger RNA, 526 nt
Organism: Ochotona princeps (American pika)
Lineage: Eukaryota; Metazoa; Chordata; Mammalia; Lagomorpha; Ochotonidae
Product: bis(5'-nucleosyl)-tetraphosphatase [asymmetrical]-like
Exons: 1
Coding region: 5-466 (153 amino acids)
Biological process (GO): AMP biosynthetic process; ATP biosynthetic process
Molecular function (GO): bis(5'-nucleosyl)-tetraphosphatase (asymmetrical) activity
Source: RefSeq, a predicted model, not a curated record